Symbiodinium necroappetens is the source of this 997-nucleotide messenger RNA. NCBI's taxonomy places the organism in Eukaryota, Dinophyceae, Suessiales, Symbiodiniaceae. The record is from the annotation of a GenBank genome assembly.
GACACCAAGAACGACAACCCGGCAGAACGCCAGACCAACCCGAGCCAGGCCCUUGGAAGCCAGAACCCCGCAGAAAGCCAGACCCCGAGCCAGGCCCUUGGAAGCCACAACCUGGCAGAAAGCCAGACCGACCCAAGCCAGACCCUUGCAGGCCAGGGCCAGAACCCCGCAAAAAGCCAGGACCAGAACUUCGCAGAAAGCCAGACCGACGGCCAGAACCCCGCAAAAAGCCAGACCGACCCGAGCCAGAGCCUUGGAAGCCAGGGCCAGAACCCCGCAGAAAGCCAGACCGACCCGAGCCAGAACCCCGCAGAAAGCCGGACCGACCUGAGCCAGACCCCUGCAAGCACGCAAACCCAAACAAGGCAGCUCCCUGAAAGGCCCUCGCAGUCUACAGCCCCAGCAGCUAGUCAGGCUCCCCCAGCGAAGACAGCAGCCCAGCCCAAGAAGCUCCUUCCCAGCAGCAAAGCCAAGCCAGCCUCGGGGGACAAGGACGAUGAGUAUGACCCUGGAGAGGAAGAUGUGCCCCCUCCCGAACAAGUGAGCAAAGCCACCUUGAUGAAAAGGCUGGCACGCUUGUGCACACCACGGGAGGAUGGAACCUUCAAGAUACCCCAAGAAGUCAUCGACACUUACAAGAAUAUCCGGACACGAGAUGAAGUCUACCGAAGCUUCGAGAAAUGCGGUUGCGUCGUGUUCUCCAAGAGAAUCAACCGGAAGUAUGAAGAGAUCAACGAGAAAUCCGUGGAAACGGAGUUUGAGUUCUUGACAGAGCAAGAGAUGGAAGACAAAGGCUGGAGCGAGAAGUCUGAGUACUGCGACGAUUACAUGUACUGGGUGGCUGUGAGGGUCAAAGGCUCGAACAAGAAGACGAAGAGGAACACGGCGACGGAGAUCUUGGAAGGCGAAGACCAGGAGUCGAUGCAGGACGCCGACGAGGCCAUGGACCAGUUCCCCUUCAACCUCGAUGGCGACGGGGGUGCUGUGCCGACUGGAG